Messenger RNA from Lethenteron reissneri (Far Eastern brook lamprey), 8192 nucleotides. It is a transcript of the gene LRRK2, whose product is annotated as leucine rich repeat kinase 2. Gene Ontology annotation, molecular function: protein kinase activity; ATP binding; GTP binding. The record is from RefSeq and is a predicted model, not a curated record. Gene Ontology annotation, biological process: protein phosphorylation. Lineage: Eukaryota; Metazoa; Chordata; Hyperoartia; Petromyzontiformes; Petromyzontidae.
CCCACGUGGAACUCCGAGAUCAACUUCCGGGCCGGGGGGUCACGUGCCCGGAAGUAGUUCCCUCACGUGGUCGCGGCGCGGGUCGGUCACGCGCGCUGUUUACAUGCGUGACAUCACGAGCCCCGCGGCCUCGCGAGGGCACACGGAGUGAGUGCCACACGGGUGCCCCCCCGAGCCCGCCGCGGCAUGGGCGGCGAUGCUGCGAAGCGGCUGCACAGGCUGCGCUCGGGGCUGCGGGCGGCGCGAUUCCACGGCAGCGGCAGAGAUGCCGGGGUCGCCCUGCACGGCCUGGGCGACCACCUCCGCACCCUGGCCGCGGACCGCACGGUGCCCAGUUUGCUACCAAAAGUUGAAGAUCUCUGCGAGGACGUGCUUGACGCCCUGGAGACAUUUAAAGGAGACGUGAACGUACAAGAGGCUGGGUUGGCACUAAUCUGCACCUUGCUGGGCGAGGUGGGGGCUACUGCUGGCUGCCAUGCCCUCGCGGGGUCCGCUCUCUCCCGCCGCUGCUGGCUGGUGGUCAGGAUCCUGGCGAUACACGUGACUCACGUCUCCAUCCAGUCCCUCGGGCUGAGAGCCAUUGCGCUGCUGUGCACAUCAGUUGAAAUUCAACAGGCCCUAUUACACCAAUCAUUGGACGUGUUUUCUGUUGUUGUCACGGCCAUGAAAAAACAUCUGAUGAGUGAAGAGAUUCAGUUGUAUGGAUGCCAGGUGCUACAUAUUUUGCUCCGUCAAGUGCCUGAGGAGGAGCUCGCCCAGUUUGUGGAGACCAAGGAGCACAGGGUCCUGGCCAGUGCUGCCUGGAGGUUUCCUGCUCAGCCCGAGGUCGUGUCUCACGCGCUCGCCGCCCUGCACACGCUCGCCUCUGUGGAGGAUAACUGUGAGGCCUUCAUGUCAGGCUCCGAGCGUUGCUACAAUCUGGCGGUGUCAGCCAUGAUGUCCCUGCCUGGCAGUGCAGCCGUGCAGGAGCGUGGCUGUGCGCUGCUGCUCCUGCUGUCCUCGUGUGGCUUUGGAGAUAUCCUGGUGCUGAACGGAGCCCAUGGUGCCAUCUUGCAGGCCCUGCGCUCCUGCCCAGAGAGCGGCGCUAUCCAGGCGUCCGGGCUCGCCUGCCUCUCCCGGCUCGCGGACGCCCUGGUGAAGCUGAGUGUCCGAGACGGGGAGGCGGAGAGGGGGAGGGAUGGCGCUGAAGAGGAGAGCGUGCGGUGGAGCGUCCUCGUGGAUGACGCUGCUUGCUGGCACUGGCUGGAGGAGGCCCAUGCUGCCCUGGAGACGCACGGCGGAGACGCCGGCGUGCAGGAGAGUGCUUGCAUGGCUCUGGCUCAGCUCCUGUCCCUGCAGCCCAAGCUGCAGCUCUCCGUUGGAGAUGGUCCAGGCCUGAUUCCGGUGCACAGGGCAGUGGUGAUGGCUGUGCUGCUGCACCCUCACUCCGCAGCUGUGCUGUGUGCCGCAACAGACGCCCUUCUCAGCAUGGCUUCUGCGUGCACGGCCCAGGUGAAGUGCGCUCUGCUUGAGAAGCAGACGCUGACGGCGCUGCUGCAGGCCAUGGAGGAGCACGGGAGCUGUGCGCGCAUGCAGCGCGGCGCCUGUCUGUUGCUGGCGCUGCUGCUCGCCGGCCGCGAGGUGCCCCUGGACGUGAUGACGUUGGCGGUGAGUGCCAUGGCGCUGGCCAUGCGGAGGCACGCGGGCGAGGGAGAGGUGCAGCUCGCCGCCAUGAACGCUGUGAUUUCGCUUCUAUCUCCAGGUGAGGAAGAGAAGGCUGCGGGAUACCCCCCAUCUCCCGUGCAGGAGGAGCCCCUGAGUGGCGAGAUGCACCUCGCGAUCGUUCGAAACCAGUGCUUGGUGGAAGGGCUUCCUCGCCUGGCUCUCAAGGCCAUGAACAAGUUCAUCAGCGAGCUUGCGCUGCAGGAGGCCGGCCUGAGGGUGCUGGAGUGUCUGGCGGCAGGAGAGGGAGCGCCCGAUUUGCUCCUGCAGCAGGGGGCCACAGACAGCACCCUGCACAGCAUGCAGACCUACCCACUCGAGAGAGACGUGCAGCUGGCUGGACUGAACAUCCUUGGCUUCCUGACUCCGCUCAGGGUCUGGGGUAGCACGACCCUCAGCGUUCUGGCCGAAGUCAUCACCGUGGCCAUGCAAGCCUUCGGCGAGUACGAGGACAUACAACUGCAGGGCUGCAGCUUGGCUUUGGCUCUGCUCAAGUCCAGCCCUCAGGCGCCUAAGAUAUUCCUGAAGGUGUCAUUCCACAACAUUCUCUUCCCCAUCAUGAAGUCGCUCAUCCUCAGGAACAAACAGUGUCAGUUCCUGGCAGUGUGCAGCCAGUGCAUGGUGUGCAUGACGAGGCGGCAGGGCGUGCGGGACUCCAUGCUGCGUGCGGCGAGCGAAGCCGGCGACGCGGAGCUUGCGGAGUUCCUCCUGCUGCUGGAUGCUGACCCCAACGAGAGCACGGGCCACGACAGCUUGCUCUGCAAAGCUUGUGCCCAGCAAGACGUCGCUCUGACGGAGCUGCUGCUGAAGCACGGCGCCUGCGAGGCGGACGUGCACGCUGCCCUUCGGCAGAGCCUGGCGCACGGCAACGCGGACAUCGUGGGCCUCCUGCUACACAGGCUCGGCAGCGACCCGGCCAACAAGGCCGUGUCCCUGGGCCGACUCCGUCUGGCUUCCCUCCACGCCGCGUGGCUCCGGCCGCUGUUCACGCAGUCAAAAAGACACGCUGGCAGGACCGGAUUGGGCGUCGGAUCGCGGGUUGCUGGCUUCGUGCUGCAUUGGCUGGAGGAAGCCGGCUCGCCUGCUGUGGGCGGCAGUGUCCCCGCCAGCCUGUGGGAGAUGGACCUGGGAGGAAGCGCCCUGUGGGACGGAGCCCUCCUGGGGAACAGCUUUGGCAAGGACGACACGGAUGGGACGAAGCUCGCGUUCAAACUCUGGGGAGACGUAUCAGGUGGGGCAUGUGAUGCGAGUGUGGAAUCGCCGAGCCCCACGGCAUCGCAGAAGACCCAGGAAGGCGCGCACGACGUCGUGCACAGCGUAGACCUGUCCGGUAACGAGCUCUCUGGCGACAUAAGCGGGGUGCUGCUAACCCAGUGGCUCAUGCCUCACCUCUCCAAGCUGCUUCGGCUGGACCUGCAGCAGAACCGCCUGACGGCGAUUUCCCCAGCUCUCGCCACCGCGCUGAAAAGCCUCACUUCGCUGAACCUGAGCGACAACGGCUUUCAAGAAUUCCCUCGAGCUGUGCUGCUGAUAGAAAGCCUCACUCACCUGGGCCUCUCCCACAACUGCCUCGCGUCGCCGCUUCGCUUCGACAGCCCCGUUCGGUGCUCCCACCUGCGCACUUUUAACCUGUCCCACAACGGCAUGGCGGCGUUUCCCGAAGGGCUCCCCUCGUCCUUCGGCAACCUGGACGAGCUGCUCCUGGAAGGGAAUAAAAUAAAAUCUAUCCCAACCGGUCUAAUCCUUCCGCACCUGCGGCACUUGGACGUGAGUCGGAAUGACCUAGGAGGCCUGCCGGGAGACCUGGCCACGACGCUCCCAGCCCUGGAAACCCUCCUCAUCUCCCACAACCGCUUGGGAUUGGUGGGAAACCUACCCAGUAAGUUAAGCACAGUAAAACUAUCGGACAACGAGCUGGACGCCGUGCCAUCAACCAUUCUCAAUCUACAACAGUUGAGGGUUGUGGACCUCGGCAGCAACUGCAUCACGGUGGUGCCGAGGCCCAGCCUCUGGAGGACCGGGAUGCUGAAGGAGCUGCUGCUGGGCAACAACCUCGUGGAGGCCGUCGAGCUGACGGGAGCCUCCGGGACCUGGGCCCGCCUUGAAAAGCUGCACCUCGGACACAACCGAAUGACAGAGGUUCCAAAAGGGAUCGGACAAUUGGAGAGCCUCACGUCGCUGGACCUGAGCUACAAUGACAUCACGACCCUGCCCAACGAGCUGGGCGGGUUGCACCGCCUCUGGGACCUGCAGCUCGACGCUCUCAAGCUCGACCUGGACCUCACACAGUUUGGGAAAACCAAAGACCUGCUGAGGUUCCUGUAUCAUCGGCUGCGGAAGGCCGUUCCCUACAACCGCAUGAAGCUGAUGGUGAUGGGCAGCGCGGGACGCGGCAAGAGCACGCUGCUGAGACGGCUGCAGCGCGAGAAGCUGCUGGUGUCCACGGCGACACUGGGCGUGGACGUGCGUGACUGGGCCGUCCUCCACCGCCAGCGCAAAUACGUCCUCAACUGCUGGGACUUUGCUGGACAGGAGGAGUUCUACAGCACCCACCCGUGCUUCAUGUCUCAGCGGGCGCUCUACGUCCUGGUGUACGACGCAAGCCGGGGCCCCGACGAGGUGGCCAGCCUCAGGCCGUGGCUCAUGAACAUCAAGGUGCGGGCUCCACUGUGUCCGGUCAUCCUCGUGGGGACACACGAAGAUAAAAUAGCCGCUGAAGAAAAGGAAACGCUGAUGCGGAGUAGUGUGCGCUGCAUUGAGGAGCUCUGCACAGAGAUUCAGCUGACGAACAUCGCGGACCACAAGGUGGUGUGCUGCCUGGAGGAGAGCGGCAACAUCAAAUCGCUGAGAGAAAGCAUCGUCCAAGCGGUCAGAGACUUUAAGAUUAAAGGGCAGCCCGUGAUGGGGCAGCUGAUCCCGCACAGCUACGGGCAGCUGGAGGAGCGGCUGUGCGUGGAGCGCGGCCGCCUGGCCGCCGGAUUCCCCGUGAUCUCGCGCUCGCGCCUCCAGGAUCUUGUCGCCGACAGUCAGAUCCCUCUGGACAGCGAGGAGCUGCCGCACGCCACGAGGUUUCUGCACGAAGCUGGUGUGCUGCUGCACUACGACGACCCCGCCCUGCAGCUCACGGACCUCUACUUCCUCGACCCUCAGUGGCUCUGCAGCUUAAUGGCCCAGGUGGUGACGGUGCGCGAGGUGAACCCCUUUGGCAGCACGGGGCUGCUGCGCCGUGCCGACGUGGAGGCCUUCUUGCUGCGGAGGAGCGGCUUCCCCCAGGAGUACGUCGGCCACUACAUCCGCCUGCUCGAGCGAUUCCAAAUCGCCCUGCCGCUGGGAGACCACGGCGACACGCUGCUCGUGCCUAGCAGCCUCCCUGAAGGGCGUCCCGCACUGGAGCUGCCGGGGGAGCCGGGGGAGCUGGUGCUCACCCGCUGGUACUGCAUGCCCUACUUCCCCAUGGGCUUCUGGGCUCGCCUCAUUACCAGAAUACUCGCCUUCUCGUCCUACAUGCUCUCCGCACCAGGUUCCUUUCUGCAGCCCUCGCGCAAAUACUGGCGCCAGGGCCUCUCCCUGCACUGGGGCCCAGAUGCCUACUGCCUUCUCGAGGCCGCAAACUUGAAGUACUGUCCGACAGACAGCAGCCUCAAGAUCACCGUGCCCAACUCCAAGAGAGGCUGGGUGCUGCUGGGCCGCGCUGUGGACCACGUGGACUCGCUCAUCGAGGAGUGGUUCCCCGGGCUCCUGGAGCCUCACGACGGCUCGGAGAGCAGCGCCGCGCUGCUGCACCAGUGGGCCGGGCUGGGGCCCGCGGACGACCCGCAGCCGCCCUGCGUGCGCUUGGCCGCCCUGCAGGACAUCGCCGAGUCCGACGACGUUGUGUUCUUUCCGAGAGUCGGGGAGAGGCACUCGAGCGGACCAGAGGAGGAGCGGGAGCAGGAGACCCGGAUCCCCAUUGCCCAGCUGGCGCCCGAUGUGGUGCUGGCCGACGUUCCCGACCACCUUCAGCUCGAGCUGUCCAGCUUCACCCUGGAGCAGUCUGCCGAGCACCUGUUAGGUGAAGGAGGGUUUGGAUCGGUCUACCGGGCGCUGUACGGCGGAGACCAAGUGGCCGUGAAGAUCUUCAACAAACACAUCUCUCAAACGCAUCCGCACCGCCUCAUGAGACAGGAGUUGGCAGUCCUCAGCCGCUCGCGCCACCCAUCGCUCGUGUCCCUCCUGGCCGUGGGGCUGCGCCCACGGCUUCUGGUAAUGGAGCUGGCGCCACGGGGCUCCCUCGCCGGCGUGAUGGAGCGGGAGGGGGAGCUGCACCGCACCCUCAAGCACCGCAUCGCCCUGCACGUUGCACAUGGCCUCCGGUUUCUGCAUGCCUCCAUGAUCAUUUACCGCGACCUGAAGCCAGACAAUGUGCUGCUGUUUACGCUGCAACUGAACGCAGCGGUCAUCGCCAAGAUUGCCGAUUACGGCAUCGCACGGCACUGCUGCACCAUGGGCAUGGUAUCUCCCGAUGGCACACCCGGCUACCGCGCCCCCGAGGUGGUGAAGGGAGGCGUCAUGUACGACCAGCAGGCCGACGUGUACGCGUUUGGGCUCCUGCUCUACGACCUGCUGACGGGCGGGCGGCGCAUCGUGGAGGGGCUGCGCUAUCCUCACGAGUUUGACGAGCUCGCCUCCAGCGGGAAGCUGCCCGACCCAGUGACUUACUACGGCUGCAGUCCGUGGCCAGACGUGCAAGAGCUCAUCGCAGCCUGCCUGCAGCCAGAGCCUCAGCAAAGGCCCGCGGCCUCGCAGCUCGUGUCGCGUUUGGCCUCCCCCGAGUUGCUGAGCCUGGUGGCCGUGGUGGCUGCCCCUGUGAGGAGGCCACCUCCUGACCUCGUGGUGGUCGGCCAACUGGAGGGCCCCAACGUCUGGCUGUCCGGAGGAGAUCAACCUCGGGAUGGCUCUUCCGGAGAGGCCGAGAGCGAUCUACAAAUUAAUGGACAAGCAGGGGAGGAGGAGGACCCCUUGCAGCCAUCGGAUGAAAAAACGUCCGGGGUCGAGCUCUGCUGCCUUGACCUCACUGGGAAGGUUCUGCACAGAGAGGUGCUGCCAGACCAACGGGUGCUGAGCUUGUGCUCGGCAGAGGUGAACAAGCGUCAGUGGGUGCUGGCGGGGACACGGUCGGGGCGCGUGUGGGCCGUGAGCGCCGCCUCCGAACGUGGCCGUCACUCCCUGCACUGCCUGGCAGAGCCGGUCACGGCGCUUCUCUUCGUCGCUGCCUACCAGAACGCAAGUGCAGUGCUGGCCGGGACGGCGAAUGGGACGUUGGCUGUGUUCCUUGUGAACUCACUCGAGACUCCCGGCUGUGUCGUGAACACGGUGCACGGCGUGGGCUCGCCGGGCCGGCCUGUCACGUGCCUGACCGUGGCGCCUUCUGCGCCGCUCGAGAGGACCGUGUGGGGCGCGUGUGGGACGCAGCUGUUUGCUCUUAACAAUAACUUACAAGUGGCCAAAGUCAUCGAAGCUACACCCAUGGGAAGCAGGAGAGGCGCGGUUCCUGGGUCGUCCGUUGCAUGCAUGGCCGUGGGGAAGCAGGUGUUCACGGCGACGGAGGGCACGUCCCGACUGCAGGUGUGGGACAUGACGAUGGACUGGGGCCACGGAGCCAUCGACUGCGCACCGCUACUCAGGGAGCAGUAUGGGCGCGACAGGCAAGCGGCGCACGUGCAGAGCCUGCUGGUCCAGAGGAACACGGCGCUGUGGGUGGGAACCAGCGGGGGGGUCCUGCUGCUGCUGGACGCGCUGUCCCGGCAGCCCCUGCUCGUCACACAGCGGCUGCAUGGACCACUCCGCCACCUUCUUCCUGCGCAGAGCUCCUCGGAUCGGUAUCCAAAGAAUUUAAUAUUUGCACUUGGAUCAAACAUCGCAAAGAAGGAUGACAAAGCUGGUGCUGUGUGCGUCCUGGUGUGGGAUGCCAACUUGCCGCACCACGCACGGAACCUGCAAAACCACCUGGCUGUCCGGCACGAUUUGGAGGCCAAAAUGCUGAAUGGACCCUUCAUGGAAUGAUAUUGAAAUACGUUGACAGCCUCACUAGAGUGUCUUAAUUAUGUCCGCCUCAAUUAAACUGCACUACAAAUGACCUGUUUACAAUAGGAAUACACUGUUGCCUUGCUAAAUACUGAGAUUUUUAAAGCACAUCCCCCAAAACACCCUUCCCUCUCUCUCCCCUGGAUGGAGCUGAAGGAUGAUCAGUAAUGUCCCAGUGAGAGAUAUCCUAUUGAACCAAAGUAACACUAAGAAAGUAACGACUACACAAGCACCUAUUUGGUUUACAAUCCUCGUUGAGGACUAGCGUUGCUGCUUUACAUCAAAAUAUUUAUGCUGUGGGUUUGUUUACUUAAGUUUUUCUCCAGCCAACUGUUAUUUAAUUCUAGCUUUACUUGCAGAAAUGAAAAAAUUGUGGUCUGGUUGCAAGGGAAAUAAAUUGAUCAAAGAAUAAACACUGUUUACAAUCA